CCCCUGGUUACUCUCCCUGCGCGGCGCUGCUCACGUAAGUUGGCGUUUUGGUUCGCUAUGGCUCGUACAAAGCAGACUGCCCGCAAGUCGACCGGUGGCAAGGCCCCGCGGAAGCAGCUGGCCACCAAGGCGGCUCGCAAGAGCGCGCCGGCCACGGGCGGCGUCAAGAAGCCGCAUCGCUACCGGCCGGGUACCGUGGCCCUGCGGGAGAUCCGGCGCUACCAGAAGUCGACCGAGCUGCUGAUCCGCAAGCUGCCGUUCCAGCGGCUGGUGCGCGAGAUCGCGCAGGACUUCAAGACGGACCUGCGCUUCCAGAGCUCGGCCGUGAUGGCGCUGCAGGAGGCGAGCGAGGCCUACCUGGUGGGGCUGUUUGAAGACACGAACCUGUGCGCCAUCCACGCCAAGCGCGUGACCAUCAUGCCCAAAGACAUCCAGCUGGCUCGUCGCAUCCGCGGGGAGCGGGCUUAAGAAGUGUGCGCUCUGCUCGAGGUUCCAUCAAAUCCAAAGGCUCUUUUCAGAGCCACCCACGACUACACUUGAAAGCAGCUGUGUCGCUUGUCCACUCUUUUGGUAGGCGUUCGCAUACUCCGGGAGGGUAGGGCGCGCUCGAGAUGGGAGGACCUUAGAGCGCGCAAAGCACUGGACUCCUAACAUACAUAGGGUAAAGGCCAGUUAUCUGGUCUAAACCCCUGCUCCCUGCAGCCUUCCUAGAUGUCAGUAACUUAAGAAUUAGGUCA
Molecule: messenger RNA, 737 nt
Organism: Capra hircus (goat)
Lineage: Eukaryota; Metazoa; Chordata; Mammalia; Artiodactyla; Bovidae
Product: histone H3
Exons: 1
Coding region: 58-468 (136 amino acids)
Cellular component (GO): nucleosome
Molecular function (GO): protein heterodimerization activity; DNA binding; structural constituent of chromatin
Source: RefSeq, a predicted model, not a curated record